Molecule: messenger RNA, 4341 nt
Organism: Oncorhynchus kisutch (coho salmon)
Lineage: Eukaryota; Metazoa; Chordata; Actinopteri; Salmoniformes; Salmonidae
Product: AP-2 complex subunit alpha-2
Exons: 24
Coding region: 121-3207 (1028 amino acids)
Biological process (GO): intracellular protein transport; clathrin-dependent endocytosis
Cellular component (GO): membrane coat; AP-2 adaptor complex
Molecular function (GO): clathrin-cargo adaptor activity
Source: RefSeq, a predicted model, not a curated record
AGUCCCAGUCUCUACUGGGCAUGUCUCCGCCUCUUUAACAGAAUCCUACUCCCGAACAACUGAAAUAAAGUUUAUUGACUGCAGAGAAUAGGCUAACAAAUAAAUAUCUCGUGGAACAAAAUGCCUGCAGUCUCUAAAGGAGAUGGAAUGCGUGGCCUCGCUGUGUUUAUAUCGGACAUUAGGAACUGUAAAAGUAAAGAAGCAGAGAUCAAGAGAAUUAACAAAGAGUUGGCCAACAUCCGCUCAAAAUUUAAAGGAGACAAAGCACUAGAUGGAUACAGUAAGAAGAAAUAUGUGUGCAAGCUGCUUUUCAUAUUCCUUCUUGGCCAUGACAUUGACUUUGGCCACAUGGAGGCAGUCAACCUGCUCAGUUCCAACAAGUACACAGAGAAACAAAUUGGUUACCUGUUCAUCUCAGUGUUGGUCAACUCAAACAGUGACCUCAUCAGCCUUAUCAACAAUGCUAUAAAGAAUGACCUGUCCAGCAGGAAUCCCACUUUCAUGAACCUGGCCUUGCACUGCAUUGCCAAUGUGGGCAGCAGGGAGAUGGCUGAGGCUUUUGCAGCUGAGGUGCCCCGCAUCCUGGUGGCUGGGGACACUAUGGACAGUGUGAAGCAGAGUGCUGCCCUGUGCCUACUGCGUCUCAACAGGACCUCUCCAGACCUAGUGCUCAUGGGGGAGUGGACCGCACGGGUGGUUCAUCUGCUUAAUGACCAGCACCUGGGUGUGGUGACCGCUGCCACCAGCCUGAUUACCACACUGGCACAGAAGAGCCCAGAGGACUUCAAAACAUCUGUCUCCUUGGCUGUAGCCAGACUCAGCAGGAUCGUCUCCUCGGCCUCCACUGACCUGCAGGACUACACCUACUAUUUUGUUGCAGCUCCCUGGCUUUCUGUCAAGCUCCUGCGUCUCCUACAGUGCUAUCCUCCGCCUGAGGAUGGUGCGAUCCGGGGCCGUCUGACAGAGUGUCUGGAAACCAUCCUGAACAAGGCCCAGGAGCCUCCCAAGUCGAAGAAGGUGCAGCACUCCAACGCUAAGAACGCUGUGCUGUUUGAGGCCAUCAGUCUAAUCAUCCACCAUGACAGCGAGCCCACUCUGCUGGUGCGGGCCUGUAACCAGCUGGGCCAGUUCCUCCAGCACCGGGAGACUAACCUGCGCUACCUGGCCCUGGAGAGCAUGUGCACCCUAGCCAGCUCCGAGUUCUCCCAUGAGGCCGUUAAGACACACAUCGAGACGGUCAUAAAUGCCCUCAAAUCAGAGAGAGAUGUCAGUGUGCGUCAGCGUGCUGUGGACCUGCUCUAUGCAAUGUGUGACCGCAGCAACGCCAAACAGAUUGUAGCAGAGAUGCUCAGCUACCUGGAGACGGCAGACUACUCCAUCAGAGAGGAGAUAGUGCUAAAGGUGGCCAUCCUGGCAGAGAAGUAUGCAGUUGACUACACCUGGUAUGUUGACACCAUCCUCAACCUGAUCCGCUUCGCUGGGGACUAUGUCAGUGACGAGGUCUGGUACCGCGUCAUCCAGAUCGUCAUCAACAGAGAUGAAGUGCAAGGUUAUGCUGCCAAGACAGUGUUCGAGGCACUCCAGGCCCCAGCCUGCCAUGAGAACCUGGUAAAGGUCGGAGGGUACAUUCUAGGGGAGUUCGGGAACUUGAUAGCAGGAGAUUCAAGGUCAAGUCCACUCAUCCAGUUUGACCUGCUCCACUCCAAGUUUCACCUGUGCUCGGUGCCCACCCGGGCUUUGCUGCUCUCAGCCUACAUCAAGUUCAUCAACCUGUUCCCUGAGGUGAAGGGCACCAUCCAGGAGGUGUUGCGCUCAGACAGCCAGCUCCGCAACGCAGACGUUGAGCUACAGCAGCGUGCUGUGGAGUACCUGCGCCUCAGCUCUAUCGCCAGCACUGACAUACUGGCCACGGUGUUGGAGGAGAUGCCUCCCUUCCCUGAGAGGGAGUCCUCUAUACUGGCCAAACUCAAGAGGAAGAAGGGACCAGGAAACCUGCAUCCCGAUUUGGAUGAGAACCGCAAAGAACGCAGUGCCAAUGGGGGUACUGCAGACCAUAGCAGCACUACCUCAAAUGCCAAGAGCUCUCCUCUCUCGUUUGUUGGGGAUCUUCUGGCCCCCGCCUCGACCGCACCCCCCACCAACCGGCCACGUCCGGUCUCUUCUUCCUACCUCCUGCAGGCCCCCCUCACCCCCAUUCCCCUCCAGGCCUCUGCUGUCCCUGUGCUGCUUUCUGCUGGGCCCCUCUUUCAGGUGGCCGCGUCCCCCACUCCCUCCACAGACCUGCUUGGCCUGGGCAGCACCAUCACCACUCAAAAUUCUGCCCCUCCUGCCUCCAAGGGGACAAGCCUGCUGGUGGAUGUCUUCUCUGAAAACAUAGCAGCCUUUCCUGUAGAGACACCAGUGGCAGUGGGGCCUGUUGCAGAUGAGAACUUCUCCAGUUUCCUGCCGAAUACUCCACAAGUAGCAUAUGCCAACGCUACUCUGCCCAUUGCAGAGGAACCUGAAGAUAAGUUUGUUUGCAAGAAUAAUGGUGUCCUAUACGAGAACCAGCUCCUCCAGAUUGGCCUGAAGUCUGAAUUCAGACAGAAUUUGGGUCGGAUGUAUGUGUUCUUUGGUAACAAGACAUCAACCCAGUUCAUGAAUUUCGCUGCCUCUGUCGUCUGCCAAGAUACUCUGCAGGCUCAACUGAAUGUCCAUGCCAAGCCUGCAGACCCCACUGUGGACGGGGGUGCACAACUCCAGCAGAUACUCAACAUUGAGUGUAUGUCUGACUUUGUGGAUGCACCUGUGCUCAACAUUCAGUUUAGGUACGGGGGAACUCUCCAGAACGUUGCUGUUAAACUGCCUAUUACGUUAAACAAGUUUUUCCAGCCUACAGAGAUGACAUCGCAGGACUUCUUUCAGCGCUGGAAACAACUUGGAGCCCCUCAGCAAGAGGUACAAAAGAUUUUCAAAGCAAAGCAUUCCAUGGAUACAGAGGUUACCAAAGCCAAGAUAAUGGGGUUUGGUGCUGCUUUGCUGGACGGGGUAGAUCCAAACCCCUCCAACUUUGUGGGCGCUGGUGUCAUCCAUACGAAGACCACCCAGGUUGGCUGCCUCUUGAGACUGGAGCCUAAUACUCAAGCACAGAUGUACCGCUUAACACUAAGGACAAGCAGAGAUACUGUGUCGCAGCGCCUGUGUGAUCUGCUCUCAGAACAAUUCUGAACUGCUUUCAGAUCAGGUCUUCUUAACUGAUAUACUACAGAGCUGUACAAGCUCCCCCUGCCACUUGUGAAGACACCACAUGGUUCAUUACAAACAGCUCACACUUAUCCUUCCCGUCUGUCUCAUUUAAAUUGGAAUUGAUACAGUGUACAGUGUAAAUUCUUUUUUAUAUUUGACUUAUUAUAAAUGUACAUCAAAUGACUUUCACUCACUACUAAUAUUUCACUGAGUUAAGUCUGCCUUAUGUCCAUGUGCGCACAGAAUAUUUACGGCUUUGCUUUUGUUGUGGAAAAAGCUUAGUCCUCUCCCUGUUCUUUUAAAGACAUAUUGACUGGAAGAAUUGGAGUUCAUGGGGACUGGCAAGAAAAUGCCUUAACUGUCUGACCCUCUUUCCAACUGAGCAAUGAUUGUGUCCAUAGAUGUUCCUAUUUUGUGUUUCAGAUCCAGGGUUACAGUUACACAAGCAUACAUGAAAAGAUGUCGUCUUAUUUAGUUCUAAGGAUGGCAGCUGUCUUCUCUGCUCUUGUCUUACCUGAAAACAAGCCCUGUCCCUGAACACGUCAUUGACCCUAUUGCAAACCCUAGCCAUUGUGUAUGAUUUGUGUAUGGGGAUAAGAUUUUAAAUUGCAGCGGUCAUUAUGUAGAUAUUAAGGGACUGUUAUGAGAAAUCAUCUUCUUGCUAGUAAUGUGUGUGUGUGCUUAUGUUCAAAAACAAACCACUAAGGAAUUAAGUGGUGGCAUUAUAUUCAAAUAUGCAUACAAUUGUGUGUCCAACCAAAGUUGUUCUCUGUCCCAAAUCAGGGGGUUAUUCGUAUCUAAUAUGUCUCUCGGACAUGUUUUGUAUCGAAUGAAAUAUAUAUUUUUUAAAGAUGGGCCAUUUAAUAGAGCACCGAAGAACUAUACGCGUACACAACGCCCAAUUUACAACAGAGUUUCUUGACGCCUGUGGCCUUUGCAGUCGUAUGGCUGUUGGCUGUCUAGUUUAACUUGUAGGUACAUACUGAAUCACUUCCUGUCCUCCCAGUGCCUUUAAGUUAUAUGGGUUAAAAACUAUAUAUGUAUCAACAGCCAAGGCUUCUCUGCUCCCAAUGAUAUUACAUGUGUUGCCAAUUAAAGUUGAUUGUGUCACUUUUA